This is a messenger RNA of Blumeria graminis f. sp. triticale, 1932 nucleotides long. NCBI's taxonomy places the organism in Eukaryota, Fungi, Ascomycota, Leotiomycetes, Helotiales, Erysiphaceae. The record is from the annotation of a GenBank genome assembly.
AUGAUAUACUCUAUUCAUGGAUCUCAAAUGAGGCGGACUUCGAGUUGUGGAAAAGUAUUUUGUCAUCCUCGAAUACAACUCCGUAAAAACUAUCAACAGGCACCUUACAAAAGUCUAAUAGAUAACCGCGCACGACUUUCCAAAAUAUGGAUUCCAACGGGAGGUAUCGCUGCAACACAAGACGAAGAUUCGCACGCGAAACUAAUCAGAGCAGGAAUCCUGCGUCAAGCACAUUCAGGUAUAUUUCACAUGCUACCUCUUGGCCGUCGAGUGCAACAGAAACUAGAGGCUCUCAUUGACCGUCAUAUGUUUCGACUAGGGGCAUCAAGACUCUCCCUGUCGUCUAUUUCGUCUGAAGAUCUGUGGUCAAGAAGUGGCCGACUUAAUAAAGCCGGCUCUGAGCUUUUCAGGUUUGAGGAUAGAAAAUCUGCAAAAUACCUCCUCUCACCAACACAUGAAGAAGAGAUAACCUCACUUGUCUCCAGCACUGUCAAAUCUUUCAAGGAUUUUCCAAUUCGUUUAUAUCAAAUAACUCGCAAAUAUCGAGAUGAGCUUAGACCUAGAUCCGGGCUCCUUCGCUCAAGAGAGUUUACAAUGAAGGACCUAUAUACAUUUGAUUUUAGUCCUUCGUUAGCCCUCCUUACAUACCACAAAGUCAGAGAAACAUAUAUUGACAUAUUCAAUGAGCUGAAAAUUCCUUAUCUUCAAGCAGAGGCAGAUUCUGGCGACAUCGGUGGGAGUCUAAGCCACGAAUUUCACUUCCCAACAUCAACGGGCGAAGAUCAUGUUUUCACCUGUUCACAAUGUGACUAUGUGGCUAACGAAGAUUUGGCUGAGACUAUCAUCCCAGAAAGAACCAAGUCUGAUGUUUAUAUAUCUAACCUGUCACAUCCAAUAUCAAACACCCAACUUUGGCGUGGAUUCUCCAGGGAUAAGUCAACGCUUAUAAACGUUUGGUAUCAAGAGCCUGGACCUUCUCUGACUGCCCAAGGCUCAUCUAGAAUCAGCUUCGGUUCGCUUAAAGCUAUCUAUCCAGAGUUUGAUACAACCAUAGAUGACGCAUCAGUAUUGCUCUCGAGAAACCAAGUGUCUAAAAGCUUGGUCCAGGAAAAAAAAAUACAACCAAAUAUACAAAAGAUAAUAAACUUUAUAGAUUGUCGCGUCAAUACUCCCACACUCGAAGCUGUUGUAAAUAAUGAUCCUAGGCUACCUAUAAUCCCUCCCUCACUCGGAGACCCCAAUGCUCGGCUUCAGAUAGAAAGCAGACACAAAGACCCAUCUACUGGAAAAGCUUACAACUUGCUACGUCUUCAAGAUGAAGAUUUGUGUCCCCGAUGUAAUGGCGGACAUUUGAAGCUUCAUAAAGCCAUCGAACUCGGUCACACAUUUUUUCUCGGAACUCGAUACAGUGAACCGCUAAUGGCGACCUUAAAUGUGCCUGUCGAAGUACUCGAGAGGGAGAACAUGACUCUCAGAUGUCUCUCAGAUAAACAAACCAAGUCUACAGAGAAAGUUUUCAUGCAAAUGGGAUGUUAUGGGAUUGGCAUGUCACGCUUAAUAGGAGCGGUUGCAGAUACAUUAGCCGAUAAAAAGGGGUUGAACUGGCCGCGUGUAAUGGCGCCCUAUGAGGUUGUCAUAAUUUCGUGCAAGGGCCUCGAGGUUGGGGCCGAAGAAGUUUAUGAUAAGCUGAGCGAAGCUGCAAUAUUGAAGCCAUCUCAAGCGUUUGACUUAGUCCUCGAUGAUCGAAAGCAAUCGUUUUCCUGGAAAAUGCAGGACGCUGAUCUGGUCGGGUACCCAGUUAUAGUUGUUAUUGGAAGAAAGUGGGGAUCAGAUAAAGUCUGCGAAAUCCAGUGCCGUCGUCUAAACGUACGGAGCGAAGUUUGCAUCGAGGAUUUAAACGACACUGUGAACUCUAUAUUAAUGCAGCUUUAG